GUGCACACACAGUCAUACACACACAUACACACACUCCUUCUCCGUCUCUAUCUCUGAGACGUACACACAGGGCUCCUCUCUCUUCACUCGCCAGCUCUACCUUCGCUGUGACAACACCACCACACCUCAGCUCUGUAAGCUUAGCUAGCUACCUUGCCUCUAACAGAGAGCCUUGUCAAUCUGUUAGCUAGCUACCUUCCCUGUAACAGCAAGCCUUGUUAAUCUUGCUUUGGAGAGACUAGAGGGUGAAGGGAUCCUUCUGGAAAAUGGACACAGACAAUCUGGAGUGGUACACUAAGAACGAUGCCGACGUGAAGAUAAAAAUGUCCCAGGUGAAACAGGUGGGCCUGCUGGCUGCCGGGUGCCAGCCCUGGAACAAAGAUGUGUGUGCUGCCAGUGGAGACCGGUUUGCUUACUGUGCAACACUCGCUAUAUAUGUCUACAAGUUGGACCACAGAUACAAUGAGUUCAAGCUUCGAGCCAUCAUGUCAGAGCACAAGAAGACCAUCACGGCCAUAUCGUGGUGCCCACACAACCCCGAGGUGUUCGCCAGUGCCAGCGCUGACAACCUGCUCAUCAUCUGGAAUGUGGCAGAGCAGAAGAUUGUGGCCAGGCUGGAUAACACCAAAGGCAUCCCAGCGUCUCUGAGCUGGUGCUGGAACGCGGGUGACGGUGUGGCGUUUGUGUCCCACCGGGGCCCUCUCUACCUGUGGGCCAUCAGUGGGCUGGACGCCGGCGUUACCGUCCACAAGGAGGCACACAGCUUCCUGUCCGACAUCUGUCUGUUCCGCUGGCACCCCGUCAAGAAGGGCAAGGUGGCGUUCGGACACACGGACGGGAGCCUCUCCAUCUUCCAGCCAGGAUCUAAAAACCAGAAGCACGUGUUGCGCCCGGAGUCUUUAGAGGGGACAGACGAGGAGGACCCGGUCACAGCAUUGGAGUGGGACCCCCUGUCUACAGACUACCUCCUAGUGGCCAACUUGCAUAAUGGCAUCAGAAUGGUAGACUCAGAGGGGCUGACCUGUGUCACUACCUUCAGCUUCCCCAGUUCAGCUGCCUCAGUACAGUGUCUGGCCUGGGUCCCCAGCGCACCCGGCAUGUUCAUCACUGGAGAUUCUCAAGUUGGUGUGUUGAGGAUAUGGAACGUGUCAAGAUCUACACCUCUUGACAACUUCAAACUGAAGAAGACCGGCUUCCAUGCUUUACAUGUGUUAAACUCUCCCCCAGCCAAGAAAUCCAUGAGCUCCGUCUCCCCGACAAAGAACCACCACACGUCAUCCACCAGUGAGGCUGUUCCUCCUCCUACUCUAUCCCAGAACCAGGCCUUCUCCCUCCCCCCGGGCCACGCUGUCUGCUGCUUCAUGGACGGAGGGGUGGGGCUCUACGACAUGGGAGCCAAGAAGUGGGACUUCCUACGAGACCUGGGUCAUGUUGAGACCAUAUUUGACUGUAAGUUCAAGCCAGACGACCCCAACCUGUUGGCGACAGCCUCGUUUGACGGGACCAUUAAGGUGUGGGACAUCAACACCCUCACGGCAGUGUAUACCUCUCCCGGCAACGAGGGUGUGGUCUACUCUCUGUCCUGGGCUCCUGGAGACCUGAACUGCAUAGCCGGAGCCACGUCCCGGAACGGUGCAUUCAUCUGGGAUGUGAAGAAAGGCAAGAUGAUCACACGAUUCAAUGAACAUGGGAAGAGUGGGAUCUUCUGUAUCGCAUGGAGCCAUAAGGACUCUAAAAGAAUAGCUACGUGUAGCGGGGAUGGCUUUUGCAUUAUAAGGACUAUCGAUGGCAGGGUCUUACACAAGUACAAGCACCCUGCUGCUGUGUUUGGUUGUGACUGGAGCCAGAAUAACAAAGACAUGAUAGCCACGGGUUGUGAGGAUAAGAACGUGCGUGUGUACUACCUGGCCACCAGUUCUGACCAGCCACUCAAGGUGUUCACGGGUCACCUGGCCAAGGUGUUCCACGUGCGCUGGUCUCCUCUCCGAGAGGGUAUUCUCUGCAGUGGCUCCGAUGACGGGACUGUGCGUAUCUGGGACUAUACCCAGGAUGCCUGUAUCAAUGUGCUGAGUGGUCACACGGCGCCGGUCCGAGGCCUGAUGUGGAACACGGAGGUGCCCUACCUUCUGACCAGCGGUAGCUGGGACUACACCAUCAAAGUCUGGGACACCAGGGACGGAACCUGCCUGGACACCUGCUACGACCAUGGAGCUGAUGUUUAUGGCCUGACCUGCCACCCCAGCCGUCCCUUCACCAUGGCCUCAUGUUCCCGGGACUCUACAGUCAGGCUGUGGUCCCUCACUCCGCUCAUCGCUCCGCUCCUGGUCAACAUCCUGGCUGACCACAGCUGGGACGACAUCAUCGGCAACACGGAUAGGGCCAUGGUACCUGGUGCUACCCCACUGCUCUGUGGGAAGGUGUCCAGAGACAUCAAGCAGGAGCUGGAUAAACUCUCCAGUGAAGUACGGAUGAAGAAACUCAGGUGGUUCUCCGAAUGUUUCUCUCCACCAGGGGGCAGUCAUAACCUGUGGGACCUGGUGUCAGUGAUCAACGGGCAGGACGACAGUCUGCUUCCUCAGAGCUACAGCAAGGGCAUCAUGCACAUGAAACACUUGGUCCGCUUCAAAACCUCUGAGGCCCAAGAGCUGACCAUAGUAAAGAUGUCUAAGUUCGGCGGGGGGAUUGGGGCUCCCAGUAAAGAGGAGCAGCUGAGAGACGCAGCAGAGAUCCAUCUCAGACUGGGGCAGAUCCAGAGAUACUGUGAACUCAUGGUGGAACUGGGAGAGUGGGACAAGGCAUUGUCAGUUGCCCCUGGUGUAUCCAUAAAGUAUUGGAAGAAACUAAUGCAAAGGAGAGCUGACCAGCUGAUGCAGGAAGAAAACCAUGAUGUCAUCCCGUACUGCAUUGCCACGGGAGACGUGAGGAAGCUGGUCAACUUCUUUACUGCCAGGGGUCAACUGAACGAGGCGCUGCUAGUGGCUCAGGGAGCUUGUGAAGGCAACAUCCACGUGCCUCAGACCGCCGUAAUCAACCACACAGCCACUACAGACAGUGACGACAUAGAGGCAUAUAACGGGCUGCUGCAGUGUGUAUGUAAGGAGCUAGCGGAGUGGUAUUUCCAAGAUGGCCGUGCUGUGCUGGCGGCGUGCUGUCACCUGGCUGUUGACAACACUGAGCUAGCCAUGGCCAGUCUAAUCCGGGGUAAUGAGCUGGAGCUGGCUGUGUGUGUAGGGCUGGUGUUGGGAGAAUCAGCCAAUCAGGCCACUCACUACGUCCUGGAGCUACUAGCCAGGAAGUACAUGACCGCACCCACCUGCUUUCCAUCAGUUGGAAGCAGGGACCUGGCAGCUGAUCUUCUCCAGAUGAUCCCAGACAACGAGGUCCUGCUGGCCAAGCUGUGUGCCUUCUACCCUGGGAGCUCCUCAGAGAUAAACCAAAUCCAUAAAAAAUGUGGUCUUCCCAGUCUGGAGGAAUGUCAGGCAUUGGCUGAGUCUGCUGUCAGUGAGGGAGACAUCUUCAAUGCUGUCAAGUACUAUCUACUGAGUCCAGAACCCGAGGCAGCCCUGCUUGUUGGCAUCACCCACGUCAAAGAACAACUGAGUGAUUCUGACUGGACCGUAGACUCUGUCCAUCCUAUCCUGGACCUUCUGGGUUACAUUAGAACGGACCGGCUCAUACUUGCCAAGUUCACUGAAGCUCGAAGUGAGCUGCUCAUCCUAUCUGGUUACAUCGGUGCACUGUUGGCCAUCAGAAGACAAUACUCCAGCAUCGUUCCUGCACUUUAUGAGUAUACCAGUCAGUUGAUGAAGAGGAGAGAGGUGUCUGUUCCCCUACAGAUAGAGCAACUCUCUGUAGAGCUGGAGGCAUGGAUGGCCUGCACACCUUCUCUCAUCAACUCCAGGGGUCCUGAUGAUGCUCCCUACACCCCUCCGUCAGAGGCGCAGAAGGCAGAGCACGCCCGCCUGCUAGACAGGCUCCAGAAGGAGCCACUCAGGGGCCUGGAGGGGCCCGACUAUGUCACAGGCUCCAACCUGCCCAGCCAUUCUGACGUCCAGGUCUCCUGCUUUACCGGACUCAGGAUUCAGGGCCCUGUGUUUUUCCUUGAGGACGGUAAAUCGGCCAUAUCAUUGAACGAUGCCCUUAUGUGGGCCAAAGUGAACCUUUUCUCACCUCUGGGGACGGGUGUCCGUCUCGACCCCUUCUAAGACACAGCCUAGCCAAUGAGGACGGGCUACAGGACUAAUGGCAUUUGAUUGGUCAGCCUCCGAGGCCAAGGUCACAUGAUGGUAAAAGGUCAACGUCAGGACCGACACCUGCUCUCCCUGAGAGAUAGAAGGAAGAAGGGAUGGACGUUCCAGAACGGAAGAAGAGAGAUGGAUGGACGAAAGCGAUAAACAAAUAUGCUUAAAAUUAGUUCUCUCCUCCACUAUGUGCUUUUUCUAUGUGGUUUACAAUGUGUGCAGCACAAGUCAUCCAGUCAACAGUGUUACAGCUUCUUAUAGAAAACGUGUUGCCGUACUUAGACACUGACAAAGAGUGUUUGCAUGGUUGAAACGGGUUAUAGUGUUGCUAUGUGGGAGCGAGACCAUUGCAAUACUGCUCUGUCUUGUUUUAGACACGCCAUCACAUGCACAUCAGUCCACAGACAGACAAGUCGACGAGCUAUAUGAUUCUUAUUAUACUCAUGGUCAUAGCACCAGCAUCAUUUGAUUGAUGAAUACCAUAUUUGUGUUGUAUUGCUGUUGGUUUAACGUUGUGCAAUGUUGCAUCAUCAUUUCUGUUUGUAACAGAAAUCCGCCAGCACACACACAGAUACAAGAGCAAAGCAUAUGAUGAUCUAGGCCUACAGUGGUAGGUGAUCGAAAGCAAACAUACUUGUUAGCCUUUUAUUUAGCUUAGCAUCAAUCAACCAAAUAAUUGAUGUAGGACUUGAUUGCUUUCUCAUUAAAACAGCUUAGCAGCAUCGUGUCUGUACAGUACCGUGUUUGACUGUGAAUGUAUAAGACUUCUACUCGACCAAAAAUAAGGAUGUGGACAUGUAAAAUUGUCAAUUAUCCUGUGAAUAGGUUAUUGUAUUGCACAUAAGACUGUAAUUCCUGUUGAGUUGCGCAGUACUGUAUCAGGGAUCACAGUUGCUAGCUAGAAGGGGAGGUAGUUGGUACUGUACAAGGCUAGAAUAAUAGCUGUUAUGAUACUGGAUCCAUAGAAUUAUAAUUUAUAUUCUAUGGUUGGGUCGAUGCUUUAGAAUGUCUCUGAGUCUCGUCGGCAUUACACCGUCAUAAUCAUUCGUAGCCAUCACCUGACUGCAGAAUUUGUAGUGAUUUCGUAUUGAUGAUAAGCUUCUGCAUGGAAUUCAUUAUUACAAUCAAUAUUUGGCAGACAGGGUGACAACCUGCUAAGACUAGCUAACUUAUAUGUUAAAUAAUAUGCCAUUAAACAGAAAGCUAUGAUAAAAAGAAGGCAAUAUUUGAGAAUCCUUUUGCUUUUGAAACACAGACUUGAAUAAAUAGGCUAAUUAAGAAAUUAAAUACCUGAAGGUUGUGCCUUAAGAAAGUAGAAAACGAUUUGUUACAUCUUUAUCACUGCAACAUACAGUAUAUUGGAAAGUAGGUACAUUCAUGUAAAUAGAAUAGGUUUUCUUCCUCCUGCUUAAUGAAACAAACAUUUAUUCAGAUCAUUUGUAAUUGUGUUGUAAUUUUUUUAAUAAUGUAUUGAUAUUACUUUUCCACCUACACUACUGUUCAAAAGUUUGGGGUCACUUAGAAAU
Molecule: messenger RNA, 5767 nt
Organism: Coregonus clupeaformis (lake whitefish)
Lineage: Eukaryota; Metazoa; Chordata; Actinopteri; Salmoniformes; Salmonidae
Gene: wdr17
Product: WD repeat domain 17
Exons: 28
Coding region: 267-4205 (1312 amino acids)
Molecular function (GO): protein binding
Source: RefSeq, a predicted model, not a curated record